AUGUCAACCUUGAACUUGGUCAAAUUUUUCUUCCUGCAACGGCCGGCGAGCGCUACAACAGUUAGACAAUACAUCGCCAUCGCGUACCAAACUGCAAGAGACCAAAAGAUACAUCCAACAGCCAUCCUUAUUCGAUCAGGUAUACAUGGAACGACCACCAUCGGGGGCAAAUAUCAAAAGGUUCCCAAGGGGGAGCAUUUGACCCUGUGCUUCAAGGAUGGAGAAAUGUCAGAGAAGGGUACACACGUCGCUAGUCAUGGCUAUGUCAACUCGAGACAGGACUGGGAGAUUCGCGAAGCAUCGCACUCUCCUGAGAAACAUGAUGCCACAGUUGCCAGAGGAACCGGGCGUGCUAUCUGGCCAGCUGAAGCGAUGUUUGAGAUUGAAGUGGCUUUCGGCCAUGUGCCAGACGAAACAGAGAUCAAACUGCCCGAGGAGUGA
This is a messenger RNA of Coccidioides immitis RS, 441 nucleotides long. RefSeq lists its product as uncharacterized. Lineage: Eukaryota; Fungi; Ascomycota; Eurotiomycetes; Onygenales; Onygenaceae. The record is from RefSeq and is a predicted model, not a curated record. The transcript has 2 exons. Bases 1 to 441 code for a protein of 146 amino acids.